Gastrolobium bilobum is the source of this 3655-nucleotide messenger RNA. Its product is annotated as structural maintenance of chromosomes protein 2-1-like. Bases 1 to 3531 code for a protein of 1176 amino acids. The record is from RefSeq and is a predicted model, not a curated record. Gene Ontology annotation, molecular function: protein binding; ATP hydrolysis activity; ATP binding. Gene Ontology annotation, cellular component: chromosome. The transcript has 20 exons. Lineage: Eukaryota; Viridiplantae; Streptophyta; Magnoliopsida; Fabales; Fabaceae. Gene Ontology annotation, biological process: chromosome organization.
AUGUACAUCAAGGAGAUCUGCUUGGAAGGUUUCAAAUCGUACGCGACGAGAACCGUGGUUCCGGGGUUCGAUCCCUUCUUCAAUGCUAUCACAGGGUUGAACGGUUCCGGCAAAUCGAACAUACUCGAUUCGAUUUGCUUCGUUCUUGGCAUCACGAACUUGCAGCAGGUUCGGGCUUCAAAUCUUCAGGAGCUCGUGUAUAAGCAAGGCCAAGCAGGAAUUACCAAAGCUACGGUGUCCAUUGUGUUCGAUAAUUCCGAAAGGACUCGAAGCCCUCUUGGAUAUGAAGACCAUUCAGAGAUUACAGUAACAAGACAGAUUGUGGUUGGAGGGAGAAACAAAUAUUUGAUCAACGGGAAAGUUGCACAGCCUAGUCAAGUCCAGAACCUUUUUCAUUCGGUGCAGCUAAAUGUUAAUAAUCCGCAUUUCCUCAUAAUGCAAGGCCGCAUCACCAAAGUUUUAAAUAUGAAACCGCCAGAGAUAUUGUCUAUGCUUGAGGAAGCUGCAGGGACGAGAAUGUAUGAGACAAAGAAAGAGGCUGCUCUAAAAACACUUGAGAAGAAGCAGAGUAAGGUUGAUGAGAUUAACAAGCUUCUUGACCAGGAGAUACUGCCUGCCUUGGAGAAGUUAAGGAAAGAAAGGACACAAUACAUGCAAUGGGCUAAUGGCAAUGCUGAGUUGGAUAGGCUGAGAAGAUUUUGUAUUGCUUAUGAGUAUGUUCAAGCUGAGAGGAUUAAAGACAAUGCUACCUCUGAGGUGGAACAAAUAAAAGCCAAGAUAGCUGAGAUUGAUGACUUUACUAAGACGACCCUGCAGGAAGUAAAGGAAAUGGAGACCAACAUAGCUCAGUUGACUGCUGAAAAGGAAGCAAGCAUGGGUGGAGAAGUGAAAUCUCUGUCAGAGAAGGUAGAUGCACUUUCCCAGAAUCUUGUGAGGGAAACGUCUAUACUAAAUCAUAAAGAAGACACUCUUAGGAGUGAAGAAGCCAACAAAGAAAAUAUUGUUAAAAAUAUUGAAGAGUUGAAGCAAUCUGUUGAAGAGAAGGCCUCUGCGGUUAAAAAGGCUGAAGAGGGAGCAGCUGAUCUGAAAAAGAGAGUUGAUGAGCUCUCCAAAAGUCUGGAGGAGCAUGAAAAGGAAUACCAGGGUGUUGUAGCUGGCAAGAGCAGUGGUAAUGAGGAGAAAUGUUUAGAGGAUCAACUAGGUGAUGCAAAGAUAGCAGUUGGGAGUGCUGAAACGGAAUUGAAACAGCUGAAAACCAAAAUUAGCCAUUGUGAUAAGGAACUGCAAGAGAAAACAAAACAAUUAAGGUCAAAACGUGAGGAAGCUAUUGCUGUAGAAAAUGAACUCAACACUCGACAAAAAGAUGUGGAAAAUGUUAAAAUGGGAUUGGAGUCUCUUCCUUAUAAAGAGGGAGAGAUGGAAGCUUUGCAAAAGGAGCGGGCAUCUGAGAUGGAUUGUGUGCAAAAGUGGAAGGAUGAAAUACGCAAUAUUUCAGCAUACUUAUCGAAUGUUGAAUUUACAUACCGUGAUCCUGUCAAGAACUUUGAUAGGUCAAAGGUGAAAGGUGUUGUUGCAAAAUUAAUCAAAGUAAAGGAUAGGUCCACAGUGACUGCCCUAGAGGUUACAGCUGGUGGAAAGUUGUUUAAUGUAGUAGUUGACACAGAAAAUACUGGAAAGCAACUACUACAGAAUGGCGAUCUUAGAAGAAGAGUGACAAUUAUACCUUUGAACAAAAUACAAUCCAAUACUGUUCCCUCCAGAGUUCAACAGGCUGCCAUCAGAUUGGUAGGUAAGGAGAAUGCUGAAGUAGCACUUUCUUUGGUUGGUUAUGAAGACGAAUUGAAGAAUGCAAUGGAAUAUGUAUUUGGUUCAACCUUUGUAUGCAAAACUAUCGACGCUGCAAAGGAGGUGGCAUUUAAUCGGGAGAUUCACACCACAAGUGUCACUCUUGAAGGAGAUAUAUUUCAGCCAAGUGGUCUUCUGACUGGUGGAAGCCGGAAGGGCAGUGGUGAUCUUUUGAGGCAACUUCAUGCUUUGGCGGAGGCUGAAUCAAAACUUUCAGUGCAUCAAAGAAGGUUAUCAGAGAUUGAAGCAAAGAUUACAAAGCUCCUUCCACUUCAGAAAAAAUUUAAAGACCUCAAAGCGCAACUAGAACUCAAGUCAUAUGAUCUUUCAUUGUUUCAGAGCAGAGCUGAGCAAAAUGAGCAUCAUAAGCUUGCGGAAUUAGUGAAGAAGAUUGAGCAAGAGCUUGAAGAAGCAAAAUCUGCAGUCAAGGAAAAACAACUCUUUUAUGAGGACUGUGUCAAGACUGUUUCAUCACUUGAGAAAUCAAUCAAAGAACAUGACAAUAAUCGCGAGAGUAGGCUAAAAGACUUGGAGAAAAAGAUAAAGUCAAUCAAAUCCCAAAUGCAGUCGUCUUUAAAAGAUCUGAAGGGACAUGAUAAUGAAAAGGAGAGGCUUGUAAUGGAAAUGGAAGCUGUUAUCCAGGAGCAAGCAUCCUUGGAGAAUCAAUUAACAUCAUUGAGAAUGCAGAUUAGUAAUCUUGCCUCAGAAGUAAAAGAACAACAAUCUGCAGUUGCUGCUGAAAGGAAUAAUCUUGAUGAAGUUCAGUCACAGCUGAAUUCAGUUCGCCUGAAAAUGAAGGAAUGUGACAAGGAAAUCAGUGGUAUUAUUAAGGAGCAGCAAAAACUUGAACAUAAACUUAGUGAGAGUAAUCUUGAAAAGAAGAGGAUGGAAAAUGAGGUAAAACGGAUGGAGAUGGAACAAAAAGACUGUUCUGUGAGGGUGGAUAAAUUGAUAGAGAAGCAUGCAUGGAUUGCUUCAGAAAAACAGUUGUUCGGUAGAAGUGGGACUGAUUAUGAUUUUUCUUCUCGAAAUCCUGGUAAAGCAAGGGAAGAACUUGAGAAGCUUCAGGCUGAACAAUCUGGGCUUGAAAAAAGGGUUAACAAGAAAGUAAUGGCAAUGUUUGAGAAGGCAGAAGAUGAGUACAAUGAUUUGAUGUCCAAGAAAAACAUAAUUGAGAAUGACAAGUCAAAAAUCAAGAAGGUGAUUGAAGAGCUAGAUGAGAAAAAGAAGGAAACGCUAAGUGUUACCUGGAUCAAAGUGAAUACUGACUUUGGAUCCAUCUUUUCUACGCUAUUACCGGGCACAAUGGCUAAGUUAGAACCUCCAGAAGGAUGCAGCUUUCUUGAUGGUCUUGAGGUUCGUGUUGCAUUUGGGGGUGUGUGGAAACAGUCAUUGUCCGAACUGAGUGGAGGUCAGCGAUCACUGCUUGCACUUUCUUUGAUUCUGGCACUGCUUCUCUUCAAACCUGCUCCACUUUACAUCCUCGAUGAGGUUGAUGCAGCUCUUGAUUUGAGCCACACACAAAACAUAGGGAGAAUGAUAAAGGCACACUUUCCCCACUCCCAGUUUAUUGUGGUUUCACUGAAGGAAGGCAUGUUCAAUAACGCAAAUGUUCUUUUCCGGACUAAAUUUGUUGAUGGGGUUUCAACUGUUCAGCGAACUGUUGCAGCUAAGCAAAACAAGUGAUAUAUAUAUUGGGAUUAUUGCUUCACCUGCUACAAGUCUGACAAUCAUGUUCAUCUUCUGAGAAAAUAGAAAUGAAGGUAAUAUCAGUAAUGAAAUGAUUAUGUAAUUUGAACAUCACUGUAUC